AUGAUAUCGCGAAUUGCGAGACGCAGGCUGUUGUCCGCGGCCUCUCGGCGGGUCGGCGGCGGCAGAAGCACCGAAAGUGCAGGCUGGAACGCUAGAGCGGUGCAGAAGCGGUGGAUGACGCCUGCGCCGAAGCCCGGCGAUGGGCCUAUGAUGUCGAGGCGAGCCGAUCGCGAGCUUCCCGAUGUCGGCCAAGUCUCGCAGGGCUGGCGCCGCACAAUGCCCAUCUUCCUCGCCGUCGUGGCCGUAUGCUCCGUCACAAUCUUCAACUACCAAAAGUCCUCAUCGCCCAUAAUCUCGUCCACGCUCUACGCACUGCGCACCUCCCCCGAGGCGAACCGCCUCCUCGGCGACGAGAUCUACUUCAAGCACCAGAUCCCCUGGAUCAGCGGCGAGAUGAACCAGGUCAAGGGCCGCAUCGACAUCAGCUUCUCGGUGCGCGGAUCGAAAGCCGCAGGUGUCAUGCGCUUCGCGAGCUUUCGGCCCUCGAACAAGGCGCUGUUUGAGACGACUACAUGGAGUCUGACGAUGGAGGACGGGACGGUGGUGGAUUUGCUGGAUGGGAAUGAUCCGUUCAAGGGAUUGUUGGGAGAUGAUGAGGAUGAUGUGGUGCUGGUGGAUGAUGUGUCGACCAAAGGAUUUAGACAGCAG
This is a messenger RNA of Trichoderma virens Gv29-8, 648 nucleotides long. RefSeq lists its product as uncharacterized. The annotation marks the transcript as partial. Gene Ontology annotation, biological process: mitochondrial respiratory chain complex IV assembly. The record is from RefSeq and is a predicted model, not a curated record. Gene Ontology annotation, cellular component: mitochondrial inner membrane. The transcript is spliced from 2 exons. Lineage: Eukaryota; Fungi; Ascomycota; Sordariomycetes; Hypocreales; Hypocreaceae.